UAUUAUUAUUAUUUAUACCCCGCCCAUCUGGCUGGGUUUCCCAGGUUGCCAGGUCGUCUUCCAGCUUCCCAACCAGCCGGGGGUGCCUCUUGAGUAAGGGGGCAACCCAUCAGAGGGGCGUGUGCCUGCAUUGCUCUGGGCAAAGCUCUUGAGUGAAGGAGCUGGCAAUGGAUCUUUCCCUUCCUCCAGCACCCAGGGAGGUGGGGUGGUGCAGGGUGGGGAGUGGCAGGGAAGAGGGAGAUAGGGAAAAGAUCCGGUCAGAGGAGCAGGGUGGUGCCACUGCUCAGUUUGGGAUGCAAACCUGCCUUAAUUAUUUCCUUUUUGGAGGCAGAGCUGAAUCCAUGCGACAGGCGAAGUGAUACUCUCUGGCUCUUUGUCUCUCUUUCUCUCCUCAGGAUAUAAUAUCUGUCUGGUCCUUUGCCCUGCCCUGCCUGCCACCGUGUUUUCCUGAGAGGCGCUUUCAUUGCAUUUUGGAUCCCAUCAGUUGGCAGCACCUCGCUUGCCUUGGAGCAUCCUUCAGUGAAAUAGAAUUUUUUAAAAGAAUGAAAUUUAUGAAGGAUGUGAGAUUUCAAGGGCCCUUUCUGCAUUCCAAAGAUGCUAUUUUCAGCUAGACUGUUGCAUUUAUAAGAGCUGCAGCUUGCCUUUUGGCCCAGACUGAGUGAGUUACUUUAUUUCGGACUAUACAUAUAUCAAUGAUUUUCUACUACAAAUAAAGUUCAUCUUACAUAAGAAAGUGCCAAAAAAUGAGCCGUGGAUAUUCAGAAAACAAUAACUUCCCAUACGACAAUAAUCAAAUGGUUUUGGAUAUGAUCCUCUGCUCUUUAUUCAGUGUCCCUCAGCCUAUCAAUUGGGACAACGUGGCAAGGCUGGUUCCAGGCUAUUCAUCUCGAGAGUGUGCAAAAAGGUUUGACGAACUGAAAAGCAGUGGGAGUUCUCCAGUUGAUAACCAGUACAGUCCACUAAUGGCCAGUGGUGGGAGCCCUAUGGAAACAUUGGCUGGUUAUAUCAAAUCAUCACUUCUUGAUUCCCAGGAAGAGUUACAAGAACCUCCUAGUGAAAAAGAUGCAAUUUCUGUAAAUGGAAGGCCAAGUGUAGCUUCCUCAAGGAAUUGCUCUGCAGAAAGUGAGAAGGGCCCUGCACAUAAAGGUGGAGAAAAUGCUGAUGAAACACAAGGGCCAAAUAUGGUGAUCCAUGUGUGUGAUGAAGCAAAAAAUCUGAAAGAAGAUUUUGUUUGUCCGCGAGAUCUGUUGAUUUCUGAAAUGAAGUACUUUGCUGAAUAUCUGUCAGUGGAUGCCCAGCGCUGGGAAGAAGUGGACAUUUCAGUUCACUGUGACGUUCACAUCUUUAACUGGUUGAUAAGAUAUGUUAAAAGGAACACUAAGGAGUAUGAGGUGCAUGAAAUACCUGCCUUAGAACCAAGCAAUGUCAUUUCGAUUCUUAUUUCCUCUGAGUUUCUGAAGAUGGAUUCUUUAGUGGAGAAAUGUAUUAAUUAUUGCCACAAGAAUAUGAGUGCCAUCGUAGCCACGCCGUGCAAUAUGAACUGCAUCAAUUCUAAUCUCCUAACGCGCAUUGCGGAUCUUUUCACACAUAAUGAAAUAGAGGAGGUGAAGGACAAGAAAGAUAAAUUUAAGAGCAAACUUUUCUGUAAGAAGAUAGAGAGAUUGUUUGACCUAGAUUACCAGAACCCAGAUUCUCAGGGAAGCGCAGCAACUCUGUACAGGUGCUGCUUAUGUAAGAAACUCCUAAUUAAGGACACUGAAAGAAGGAUCCCAUGUGUUCCUGGAAAGAUCAAUGUAGAUCAGCAUGGAAACAUUAUCUAUGUACACAUAAGAGAUAAAUCUUGGGAUGUGCAUGAGUAUUUGCUGAGUCUUUUUGAAGAAUUAAAAUCUUGGCGAGAUGUAUAUUGGCGCCUUUGGGGAACUAUCAAUUGGCUGAUCUGUUCAAGAUGUAAUCAAACUUUCCUGUGUACCGAAUUCUCCCAUUGCCAAUACCACCCUCAGCCAGUUGUCUACCCUGGCGUGGUAGGUGCUAUUGGUUCCAAUGGUACUGGAGUGUAUCCCUGCUGUAACCAGAAGGUUCUGAGAUUUGAUCCUGCUCCUCUUCCAAAAGGAUGCAAAGUAAGGGACCAUGUGAUUGGCUUGCCUGCUGGAGGAGAAGGUGUGGAUGCUGUUCCCUACCAGACUGCUAAAAUACUGAACGAUCUGACUCAGCACAGAAAUGUGAUUGUUGUGCCUUUUGAAAAAGACCAAAACAGUGAUUCUGGAAUUGGACUGAAUGACGAGAAGAGUAUUGAAUGUGAUGUGCUAUUGGAGCCAAAUGCACCGUGGGGCCCCAGAACAGGAGAAAUUAAUGCCUUCCUUUCUCUGAAAAACUGGACUCUCCAGCUGAAACAACAGUUGUUGCUUUCAGAAGAUGAUGAAUACACCACUGGCUCUGAGGUCACAGAGGAUGAAGUAGGCGAUGAGGAAGAAGUAUACAAGAAACCAGGAAGAAAAGAGCGGUCAAAGAAAUCCCACAGACAUCCAAAGAAACAAGUGUCUUCACCCAGUGUUCAAAAGAAGGAAAAGAAUCUGGAGAAGACUAAUUCCAGAGAUGCAUCUCCUUUUAUUGUCAGCAUGCAGCAGAAUAAGUGGGACGCAUCCAGAUCACUUAGAUUCAACCAGGAUGCUCAGAGAGAGGAAGAUCAGCGGAGGAUGGUCGAAAUAACCGGACACCUAAUAAAAAUGAGGCUGGGGGAGCUUGACCGGACAAAAUCAAAAGAGAACAAAGAAUCUGCAGCUGGAAUUUAUGCAAGACUUGAAGCUCAGAUCAGGGCAGCGGCACAGGUCAACACCCGCCAGAACGUCCCAGAAAAAAAUAUGAGGAUUAAAAGUCGCUUUGGCCAAGGCCGUCCCACGUAGAAACAAUUGCACACAAAGCCGUCAAACAGAAGCCAAAGCACUUUUCUGCCUCCUUGGACCGCACUGGACUCCAGAACCUGGGCAUGCCUCUUCCUAAAGCUUUCAAGUGACUGAAUGCCAUGUAAAUUAUUCUCUUUUUAAUGAGUUGUAAAUACGCCAUUUCUUAUAUUAAACCAAGUGCAUUUCCCCCCUGCCCCCCACCAAGCAAUGGUGCACUUAUAAACCUACAAAAUGAAUUUAACACCCUCAUUUUGUUGAGGGUCGGAAAGAGUGGUGCUAACAAACUGGGGUUAUUUCAUAUUCAUGUGCUACUGAAAUUUUGGGAGUGAAUCAAGCCUUGGCCUUUUAUCGGCGUUCUGUCUGGAUACUGUGUGGCUCUCGCUUUUUCUUGCACUCCACUGGAAUGGCUAAGGCGAAUCUUGCUUGUGCUGACUUGGCUGUGGGGUGGCUCCAAAGAGGUUGACACCUCUUGCCUUUUUAAUGUAGCUUAAGUUUACACUGAAUAAAGAUGGCUAGCUGCUCCUUUCCCUCUGGCAGGAAGCUUCCUGGCAUCCAGGGAAGCUGGGCAUGUUGGGAGGUGGUUCAAACCGAGGCUUCUUUAGUGUUGAAGGAAAAAGCCACUCCUGGAAAAGGAAGAGCAAUUGAGCAUGGGAGAAUAUAUUGCUCUCUCUCUGCAAUCCAUAAUCCUUAGUGGGUACAGGUGACUCUUGCUGAGUCUUGUGUUUGGCUGCAGGACAGUGCAGAUGAACAGAGCAGGGCCAAAUAUAUUUCAUGCUGUACUUCUGCUUGGGCCAUUUUCAGGAGUUGUUGUUUCAGGAGGUAGCCUACAUCUGAGAGCACAUCCAAUAUUCUGAAGCAAAUACAAUUGUGUAUGUCUGAUGGAUUGGGAAAAGGCUGUUUGUUUCACCUGCUGUGGCCCCAGCUGAGUGGGCAGCAGUUCAUAUGCCAAUUGUCAAGUGCCACAACUUUUUGUUGUAGAGUUACUUUGCAUUCUGAGCAUGAUGCAUUCUUCAUACCAUUUUUAUUCCACUUUGUGCUCAUCCAAGAGGGUCCUUUAUCUGCAUUUUGGCACAAGGGGGUUCCCUUCUGUUGUUGCCUGUGUUGUACAUUUUGUAUGCAUACACCUCUUUAUACAAAUAUUUUUUGCAGAGGCAUUUGUGCACAAAGGUCUUGCAUUGUCGGUCUGUUUCUGAACCUGCAUUGAUCAUUCCAGCUGAGUUAAAGGAAUGGAAUCCAUCUUGUAGCAAUUCUUGCAGAGAGUAGAGGGAAAUCCUUUGUUUUCAGUGACAAUUCAUUUUUUUAAAAAAACAACAACUGGCAGGAGACAAGAACAAGACCUGGACAUUUCAAACUGUGGUCAUGGAUCAUACUUCCCUUUGCCCCCUACUGAGAUAUAUCUCUCCCACAGCUCAAUACCCUUUCAAAAUGAACAGUCUUGAUUUUUAAGCCACCUUGCCCACUUACUGAAUUUGAUUAUUAAAGCAAUGGUCUGGUUUGCAUGUCACAUUAAACUUAAGUUAAAAUAAACUAUGUUUAAAUGUGAACAAAAAAUGUGGAAUUGUGAAUGCUUUGUUCCUCAUAGCCAUGUUACUGGGAAUCAAGCCUUGGCCUGGCUUGUCAUGUCAUGUCAUUCAAAACUGGGCUAUGGUUUGUUUCUUCAAAAACCACAAGUGGAAGCCCUGGUUUGUUCGUACUAAUGGUGUUUAUUUAGGUGAAAGAAACCAUGGAACUGGAUUUGAAUGACACAAGAAGGCAGGCCAAGGCAGGAGUAAUCCACCCAUAAUUUUGACAGCAUGUGCUAGUGCAUUGCUCAGUCACAUUAAAGCCAUCAUUUAUUUUAACAUGGGAACCAAGCGAAUGUAUGAAAGGAGCCUGAAAGGGUAUCUUCUGAACUGGAGCAUUAAUUCUGUUUUUCCUUGUCAUCUGCAGUGAUGUCUGCUAUGCCCCCCCCUUUAACCAACAGUGAAAAAGUACCCAGUGACUCUUAGCUGGCUUCAUCUUAAAUACAUCCAAAUAAGACUAAGCAAAGCUAUGGACAGGAAUCUUGGUUUGUGUGUUAUGCCACAAAGAGAGAAUCUGGUUUCUAGGGUCGGGAGUCCUCACAGUGUAUCCAUUAAAUUAUGACAACAACAAUAAUGGAGCAAAUGUCUAGUUCUCAUGACUGAGACUUGGAAAGUAAGCUGCUGUCUGUAAACAAGUUGUAGACUAAUUUUGAUGAAUGGUAUAUUAUAGUAAUGAACUCAAGGGAUUUUUUUCUUCUCAAAGCUGUGUAAAGAGAUGCGCCAAAUGUUUGUGCUUAAAGCAACACUUUGCCAGAUGUUUAGUGCACACACAAAAAAAUCCAAAUGCGAGUUAAUAAAGUUGAAGUAGCAUACCAUUUU
Podarcis muralis (Common wall lizard) is the source of this 5281-nucleotide messenger RNA. It is a transcript of the gene SANBR, whose product is annotated as SANT and BTB domain regulator of CSR. NCBI's taxonomy places the organism in Eukaryota, Metazoa, Chordata, Lepidosauria, Squamata, Lacertidae. The record is from RefSeq and is a predicted model, not a curated record.